Cucurbita pepo subsp. pepo (vegetable marrow) is the source of this 725-nucleotide messenger RNA. RefSeq names its product auxin-induced protein AUX22. Lineage: Eukaryota; Viridiplantae; Streptophyta; Magnoliopsida; Cucurbitales; Cucurbitaceae. Gene Ontology annotation, biological process: regulation of DNA-templated transcription. Gene Ontology annotation, cellular component: nucleus. The record is from RefSeq and is a predicted model, not a curated record.
UCAAAUUUUGUAACCCAGAUGGCAACUGAGGGAUUAGGCCUCGAAAUCACCGAGCUCCGUCUAGGACCGAUUCCGGCGAGCAAAAACAAUGAGAAGAAAAGGGUUUUCUCGGAGGUGGAAGUGGAAGACAAGAGUGACGGCGGAGGGCGGAAGCAGGUGGUGGGGUGGCCGCCGGUGUGCUCGUACCGGCGGAGGAACAGCUUUAGGGAGAAGGAAGAAUGCGAAGGAAUAAUGGGGGGGAGGAAAAAGAUGUACGUGAAAGUGAGGGUUGAAGGAGAGGCCUUUGUGAGGAAAGUUGAUUUGGGAAUGGUGAAGGGAUAUGGGGAACUUGUUGAUGCAAUGGAGAAGCUUUUUGGGACCCCAAUUGGGUGUUCUCAAUGUACUAUCACUUACGAAGAUAGAGAUGGAGAUUGGAUGCUGGUCGGUGAUGUGCCUUGGAAGAUGUUCAUUGAAUCAUGCAAGAGAUUGAGGAUAAUCAAGAAAUCUAGUUCAUAAGCCAAUACAGAGCUUCUUCAACAUAUAGAAUAACUAAGUAUCAAGGGAUCAGGAGCUCAUCUUCACCAACAUUUCUUUACAUCCAAUGUUCCCUUUGUUGUUUUUCUUGUUUUUGAAUAUGAUUUUAUUUUGGUAGAAAUAUUUCAGAUAUUUAUGUUGCUAUAAUAUAUUAGUAAAGUUGAUGAAUAUUGUAAUGAAAUAGGAUUGGGAAGUUUUUCUUUUUCAAGUCA